This is a messenger RNA of Melanotaenia boesemani (Boeseman's rainbowfish), 2970 nucleotides long. RefSeq names its product NAD kinase 2, mitochondrial (gene nadk2). The record is from RefSeq and is a predicted model, not a curated record. Bases 559 to 1875 code for a protein of 438 amino acids. Gene Ontology annotation, biological process: NADP+ biosynthetic process; NAD+ metabolic process. Gene Ontology annotation, molecular function: NAD+ kinase activity. NCBI's taxonomy places the organism in Eukaryota, Metazoa, Chordata, Actinopteri, Atheriniformes, Melanotaeniidae. The transcript has 12 exons. Gene Ontology annotation, cellular component: mitochondrion.
AUCAGACGUUAUUGCGUGUGACGUAGCUGUUGUAUACGUGCCAGGCUGCAUGGGACAUGUUCCUGUAGUCCUGCUGUUUUGUCGUGUAAUUUCUCCAACUUCUGUGUCAACUCAUAUUGAAAUAUUUCCAGACUUUGUGUGUAUUUCUCGGCUUCAUUGGGUCUGUGGUGAGAAUAAAUUUAAUUACUUACAAUAAAAGAAAGCUGAGGACAUAUUAUGAACCUGCUAUCUACUUUUAGCCGCCAACGGAGCCUGUUAAGCUAGCUCUAAACAGACAGAUACGGUCAGUUGGGUAACUGUCUAAACAGCAGGCUGUUGGUGUUGUUUACUUCUCCGCUGUGGAGACACUCAGCUCGGACAGAAGUUAUAAUAAAGUUCGAAUUGGUUGACCAAGCAGGAAGGAAGGGAGAGAAGAUCCUUGUGACCGUCCUUGGCAGCAGGGUCUGACUUCUGGACUGGACAACCCCCACCUGUCCGGGAAUGUCCCCUGCUUAAAGGCGGCGCUGACUCCUGUUUGGCUUCUGUUGUCGGGUUUCGUGAUCGUGUUGGUUUGGAGGAAUGGCUCGCUGCUCGGUGGUCAACGUGUUUUGUCUCGGGAGUCGAGCUGUCUGUUUCGGGCACCCUCUUCGCCCUCUGCACACCUCGGUUUGCACCGCCUCAUUGAAACCGAAAUCUGGCUUCAAACCUGAGAAAGUGGCGGUGGUUACAAAGACGACCAGAUAUGAGUUUGAACAGCAGCGUUAUCGGUAUGCAGGCCUGUCAGAGGAGGACCUGAAGCAGCUGCUUGCCAUGAAGGGCUCCAGCUACAGCGGCCUGUUGGAGAGACACAACAUUCACACCAACAACGUGGAGCAUAUUGUUAAGAGCCUGCAGAGAGAAGGCAUCGAGGUGAAAGUGGUGAAAAGAGGGGAAUACAAUGAUGAGGUGGUGCGAUGGGCAGACGCCAUCAUCUCUGCUGGAGGUGAUGGAACAAUGCUUCUUGUUGCCAGUAAGGUUUUAAGCAAGGAUAAACCAGUUGUCGGCGUAAAUACAGACCCUGAGAGGUCAGAAGGGCACCUAUGCCUGCCUGUGCGGUACACUCGUGCCUUCCCAGAGGCGUUGAACAAACUCUGCUGUGGUGAGUUCAGGUGGCUGUGGCGUCAGAGGAUCCGUCUCCAUUUGGAGGGAACGGGCAUCAAUCCCACCCCGGUGGACCUUCAUGAGCAGCAGCUGAGCCUGGAGCAGCACAGUCAGGCUCACCGGAUCACCACCAUGGACAGCCAGCAGAGGACAGGAGUGUUUCAUCAGAGCUCCAAGCCCAGCCUCCUCCCUGUACGAAGUCUCAAUGAAAUCUUCAUCGGAGAAUCUCUGUCCUCCAGGGUGAAGUUAAAAUCCUUCAAACCCCAUGUUAACCUCUUGCUCCAUAGGGCCUCCUACUAUGAGAUCUCAGUUGAUGAUGGUCCGUGGGAAAAACAGAAGAGUUCAGGACUCAGCAUCUGCACGGGAACCGGAUCCAAAGCCUGGUCGUACAACAUCAACAAGCUAGCUGAGCAGCCCGUGGAGGAGCUUCUAAAGAUUGGAAAGUCUCAGGCUGGUCUGGAUUUCCCUCUAAAUAAAGAACUUAUAGAAAAGGUGACUGAAGAGUACAACAAGUCUCUGGUGUUCAGUCCGGACGACAGCCGUCUAUUCUACAGCGUCAGGGAACCCAUCGUCAACCGAGUGUUCUCCAGCAGCCGUCAGAGAGGCUUCGCCAGCAGGGUGUGUGUUCGAUCUCGGUGUUGGGACGCCUGCAUGGUGGUGGACGGCGGGACGUCCUUCGAGUUCAAUGAUGGAGCCAUUGCUACGAUCAGCAUGAGUGAUGAGGACCAGCUGAGAACGGUCAUUCUGGACAACUGAGACCAGUUGGGAGCACACUGCACCUUACUGGUUCCUGUUUCUAGAUUAAACUGGUUUUCAUUUUUCUGCCUGAUAAAAAAAAGUUAUCAGUGUUUUUUUUUUUCUUUUCUUUGAGUAACUUUGUGAGUUUACACAAAUUCUUUAUUUCUCUUUGCCUCUCCUCAUCACUGUCCCGGCUGAGGCAGCUGGAUACUGAGCCAGACAACGAUGAACUGCACUACACAGCAAAGGCUCAGGCACCAUCUGAACUCAUUUGGCUCAGAGUUCUGUUACAUAUACUGCAGCCUGGAGGAGGAGGAUGGUGAUGAAGUACGUCUGUUUGGGAGUCUGAAAGUUCCUCCUCAGAUCUUUCUGAGGAUCUCCAGACAGAACCAGGACCAUGAAACAUUUCUUUCUACUCAGGAGAUGCUGCUGAAUCAGAAUGACCCCAGAGAUCUAGAUUUAUUCUAGAUCUGAAUGGUUCACCUGACUCCAUCACAGCUCAGAAUUGUGCCUGGAAAACAGCAGCUUCCACCGGUUCCUGUUGGAUGGAGUAUUUAUUGAAACCAUCUUCUGGUGGAUGAAGUGCAUCUAAGUGGCAGCAGGUCUGAGUAGGAAGGAUUAAAUGAGCGAAACCAUGUGUUUAUAGUGAUGAAGAGGCAGUCUGUGUGUUUUAGACAGCAGCAGAGCUCAGGUUUAAUCCUCUCCGUUCAUUAUUUAUUCCAUCUGGACAGAAAAGACCUCCGUCAGCGGAAAGCACAGCAACAUGAUUAUUAAUCUGUGUGAAUUCUACAGGAACUACAUGCAAAGUCAGAAGCUGAAGUUCCAAAGUUUUUUGUUUCUGCUGUGUAAAAUGUGCAUGAGGUGGAGCUGCCAGUAAAAAAGCACUAAAGUUCAGAUUAAAGCUGAAGUUCAGAAGCUCGGCUGAAGAAAAAACUACUGCUUUAGCCUGCAGCUCCAGGUUGUCAUGAAAGCUUUGAUGGUGAAUUUUUCCAGUAUGGACUCAGGAGAUGAACUGAUAAACCAAUCAGAAACUGAUGUGCCAAAGUUCCUCCAGGAAGCACUGCCACCAUGUUCCAGUGUAUGUUUUAUAACUGGAUAAAGUGGGAUAAAUCA